AUGCUCCCCAACGUCGACCCAGCCAUCCUCGAGGCCCUGGGUCUCGAGCCGACCAGCUCCAAGCUGGUCUCGCACGGCAGCUCGGGCUUCUCGUCGACCUACAAGCUGGUAGCGGCCCGGGACGGCGAAGACCUGACCUACUUUGUCAAGGUUGGCUUUGGCCCCAACGCCGAAGUCAUGUUCCGAGGUAGCUCUUGCCAACAUGCCAACUUGACAACAUGCGAAUACCACUCAUUAAACGCCAUCCACUCGGCCGUGCCGGACUACCAUUUCUGCCCGCGCGCGCACGCCCACGGCGCCAUGCGCUCGUCGCCGGGGAAAUUCUUUCUUGUGACUGACUUUCUCGACCUCACCGCCUCCUCAUCAUCCUCUUCUGGUAGUGGAAGUGGAAGUAGCGGAACGGGCUUGUCGCUCGCGGCCAAGCUGGCCCGUCUGCACACGACGCCGGCGCCGGUACCGCCAGGUUUUGACAAGCCUGUGUUUGGCUUUCCCGUGCCGACAUGCUGCGGCGCCACGCGCCAGGAGAAUAACUUCACCGAGUCGUGGGCCGAGUUUUUUGCAAACCAUCGCCUGAGGGCAAUCCUGCGCGAGGCGUUGAGGAAUAAUCAUAGCGCGGGGGCGGACGAGGAGCUGGUUGAGGCGGUGGACAAGGUUGCUAGUGUCGUGGUGCCGAGGCUGUUGGGUGAUGGGCAUUUGAAGGGGGUCGUGCCGGUCGUGGUGCAUGGGGAUUUGUGGAGUGGGAAUCAUGGACGGGCGAGGAUCGGGGGAAAAGGGGGGGUGGAGGAGGUGGUUUUUGACCCGUCAUCGGUGUAUGGGCAUUCGGAGUAUGAGUCUGGAAUUAUGCGCAUGUUUGGGGGGUUUGGGAAGGAGUUUUGGAGGGAGUAUGAGAAGUUGGUGCCCAAGACGGAGCCCGCGCAUGAGUGGGAGGACAGGAUGCUGCUCUAUGAGCUCUAUCACUAUCUGAACCAUUAUGCCCUGUUUGGAGGGGGGUAUCGGGGCAGCGCGAUGUCGAUUUUACGGAAGCUGAUCGCCAAGUAUGGGAGAUGA
Messenger RNA from Canariomyces notabilis, 1047 nucleotides. RefSeq lists its product as uncharacterized. Bases 1 to 1047 code for a protein of 348 amino acids. NCBI's taxonomy places the organism in Eukaryota, Fungi, Ascomycota, Sordariomycetes, Sordariales, Chaetomiaceae. The transcript is spliced from 3 exons. The record is from RefSeq and is a predicted model, not a curated record.